UUCCUUUGCUGCCUAGAUACACGUUUGUUUUCUCUUCCCCGAAGCAACCUUCGCUCCUCCUCUUGAGCUGCUGUAGCAGCCCCCCUCGCCCCUCCUUCCAACCACCACACCCACGCUGCUGUCGCCGGAGAGAAGUUUGAGUGAGCAGCGACUAAUGGCUGAGGAAAUUUUUGUGAGCGCAGCCACCGGGGCCAUGCGUUCCGUCUUGGGGAAGUUGGGUGUCAUGUUGAGCAAUGAAUACAAGCUGCUCAAGGGUGUUCGUGAUGACAUCCAGUUUCUCAAGGACGAGCUGGAAGCCAUGCACAAAUUCCUCGUCGCGAUGGCGAAUGUGGAGGAACCUCCUGAGCAAGACAAGCUUUAUGCCGACGCUGUGCGGGACCUGUCGUAUGUUAUGGAGGACAAAAUCGACAAGUUCAUGGUGCUCGUCCGCCGUGAACCAAGUUCCAAGCCAGAUAGCUUCAUGGAGCUUUUCAGAAAAAGCAUGGAGAAGAUCAACAAAAUCAAGUUCCGCCAUAACAUCGCCAAAGACGUCAAAGACAUCAAGAUCAGAAUCACGGAAGUGAGUGACAGACAUAAAAGGUACAUGAUGGAUCCGUCUUUAAGAGCUACAAAUGAGAAGGUCGACCCACGACUUGAGGCAAUGUUUAAAGAUGCAUCACUUCUUGUUGGCAUUGAUGGUCCGACCAAUGUGCUUCUGAAGUGGCUGGACAAUGAGGAUGGUGAAUCCGGACAUCAUCAUCAGCUAAAAGUUCUCUCCAUUGUUGGAUCUGGAGGGUUAGGAAAGACCACUCUUGCUAGACAGGUCUAUAACAAGCUUGGCGCAGACUAUGACUGCCGGGCCUUUGUGUCAGUUUCACGUAACCCCAAUAUGGCGUCAGUUCUGCGUUCUAUAUUACGUAACAUCAGCAACAGAAAUGCAAGUCCCGAAGAAAGUAUCCAACAACUUAUCGAACAAAUUCGAGAAUUCCUGCAAGAUAAAAGGUACUUUAUAAUAAUUGAUGAUAUAUGGGAUAAAAAUCACUGGUACCAAACUUUGUCUUCUGCAUUAGUCAGGAAUGAUUGUGGUAGUGCAAUAAUUACCACAACACGAAAUAUCGAUGUCGCUAAAUUAUGCAGUGGUUCUCAAGGAGAUCUGGUCUAUGAACUCCAACCACUUGGUGUUGAUCACUCGAAGAAGUUAUUUUUCAAGCGGAUAUUUGGCUGCGAACAAAAUUGCCCUCCUAACUUGAAAGAAGUCUCAGAUGACAUCUUAAAAAAAUGUGGUGGUUUGCCCUUGGCCAUCAAUGCCAUAUCUAGCUUGCUGACUACCAAGGAAAGAAAACAAGAGUCGUGGGAUCGUGUGAGACGCUCAAUUGGAUUUGAUAAAGGAAAAAAUGAUGACAUUGGUGACAUGAAGUACAUAUUAUCUCUGAGUUACUUUGACCUCCCCCUGGAUCUAAGAAGUUGCCUGUUGUACCUGACUAUGUUUCCUGAAGAUUAUAAGAUUGAAAGGCAGAGAUUAGUUCACAGAUGGAUUUCGGAAGGAUUGAUCAAGUGUAGAGAUGAGGAAGAUCUUUUUGAAUUAGGAGAGGAAUAUUUUCAUGAGCUUGUUAACAGAAGUUUAAUACAGCCGGUGGGCAUAGGAUAUGAUGGCAAGGCACGGUGUUGCCGAGUGCAUGACAUCGUCCUUGAUUUCCUAAUUCACAAGUCCGCUGAAAAAAAGUUCAGUACCUUGUUAAGCAGUAAUCCAAAGUCAGAUUGCAUAGUUCGUCGCACCUUUCUCAUGGGAAAUGAAGAUCAAGCAAGUGUUGAGAAAUUGGAUUUAUCACAUGCUCGAUCACUUGGUGCUUUUGGCAGUGAUGUGAAGCAAUUGCCUUCCUUUGGAAAGUCAAAUGCUCUGCGUGUGCUGGACCUGUGUAAAUGCUAUGGAUUGAGAAGUGAGCAUGUCAAAGAUAUUGGAAGACUUUUACAGCUGAGGUACAUGAACAUCUCCGAGACAAUGGUAAUGAAGCUUCCAAGGGAAAUUGGAGAUUUGGAGUAUCUAGAGACUCUCAGUCUGCACAUGAAUUUACAGGAGUUGCCAGAAUCGGUAGCUCGGCUGAAACGACUGGUGCGUCUGUUUGUUGGAACGGACGCCAAAUUUCCUGAUGGCAUUGGAAACAUGAAGAAUCUGCAAGAGCUUGGGAUUGUAGAUGCCAUGAAGCAAUCUGUGGAGUUUCUGGAAGAGCUUGGCAAACUAACAAGCCUGAGAAAACUGAAGAUUCGUUGGGCCUCUGAAUCUGGCGAGGCAAGUGACAAGGAAAAGACGCUAAUGUCCUCCCUCUGCAAACUGGACGCAUGCAAGCUUCGCAACCUCAGUAUCGAAUUGUGGUCGCCAGAAGAGGAUGCAACCUUCAUAGGGCGUUCGUUCUUCCCUAAUCUGCAUAGCAUCCGAGAGAUUCGUCUCGGCAGCGGGUGGAUUACGGAAUGGAUGCUUUCACUUGUCAACCUUGAAAAAUUAUGUCUGUUUUCUUGUGGACACGAGAUAGUGCAGCAGGAUGUUGAGAGAGUUGGAAGCAUACCAACUCUGCUAGAGUUCCGUGCAACAAAUGACUUCGUAGGGUCCAUCAGCAUCAGCGGGGGAUUUCAACAGUUACGAAGGUUUGACAUGUGCGCACGUACUACGGAGUUGACGUUUGAAGCGGGGGCUUUGCCAAAUCUCCAGGAGCUAUUUAUCCGCUGGGUUAGUUUUGAACUCUAUGAUUCUCCACAGUUGACGUUUGAAGCAGGCGCUUUGCAGAAUCUCAAAGAGUUUAGCCUCUGGAUUCGUCUAGACAAGUUGGAAUCUGCUGGUGCUGGACUGGAUUUUGGCAUCCAGCACCUCACCAGCCUUGAUAGGCUCCGUGUCGUCAUAGAUUGCGCUGGCAAGCAGCCUCACGCCCUUGAUAUGGCGCUGGCAGACGGUGUUUUCAAGAGCAUGGCUGACACACACCCCAACCGUCCCACGCUGAAAAUGAUGAAGGGUUACAAUUAUUUCGCGUUACACGAUGAGGAGUGAUACACUCGAAGCCAAAAGCAAGCACACCGGCCGGGUGGGAUCGAUGAUUCCUCUUGAGUAGCUCGGCUGCAGAGUGUGCUUCCCCAAUCAUCUGGCACUGGAGAUCUUGAACCCUCUAGACAUGAAGCGACUCUUCUUUAAUUCUCUGUUUGCAUUUCAGUCAUUGUAUUUGUGUGAUGAUGGUUUCAGGACUCGAUUGAUGCGUGCUACGUACACUGCUCUGAAUAAUCAUGUACUAGUAUUUAUUGUCUUCGUUUCCCUUAUCAACUUGAAGUUGUUGUCACUGGAGACAUUCAGUAUACGGUGACUCCAAACCAUGUGUUAUUCUACUUCUGUAACUUUCCCUAUUUUUAUGGCCGGUCUUUGCAUGUUAUGGAUGCUAUAUGUACGUACUACCUCAUAAAAACUAGUUCAUUCAA
This is a messenger RNA of Hordeum vulgare subsp. vulgare (domesticated barley), 3435 nucleotides long. RefSeq names its product disease resistance protein PIK6-NP-like. Gene Ontology annotation, molecular function: ADP binding. Bases 155 to 3016 code for a protein of 953 amino acids. Lineage: Eukaryota; Viridiplantae; Streptophyta; Magnoliopsida; Poales; Poaceae. The transcript is spliced from 4 exons. Gene Ontology annotation, biological process: defense response to other organism. The record is from RefSeq and is a predicted model, not a curated record.